Messenger RNA from Cuscuta epithymum, 1001 nucleotides. Lineage: Eukaryota; Viridiplantae; Streptophyta; Magnoliopsida; Solanales; Convolvulaceae. The record is from the annotation of a GenBank genome assembly.
CCAAAAAAUGUCCCAAAACCAAACGCUGCCCUAAACAAAAUCGCCGUGACGCCCAUGCCGUCAAUACCGCCAAUCUAUAAAAUCUCCAAAUCUCAAUAUACGUUUGCGUGAUCAAUCGAUUCGAUCUAAAAUCUUCUCCGUGAAACCUACCUUUGCUGCAAUGGCCGGAAAUGCUAACCUUAAUUCGAGGUCCACGGUGUACCUGCAAGACGCCAAAGAGGUUGAGAGCGUGUUCAAGAAGUUCGAUGCGAACGGAGACGGUAAGAUCUCAUCGGAGGAGCUUUCGGGCGUCAUGAAGGACCUGGGAUCAUCCAUCUCUUCGGAGGAACUGAAACAGAUGAUGGAUGAUAUCGACACCGACAAGGACGGAUUUAUCAAUCUGCAGGAGUUCGCCGAUUUCUGCAAGGGAGAUGGAGACGGUGACGGAGGCUUAAAGGAUCUCCGCGAGGCCUUCGAUUUCUACGACGCAGACAAAGACGGCUUGAUCUCCGUCGCUGAGCUGAAAAGUAUCCUCAGCCGCCUGGGCAUGGGUUGUAGCGCCGAGGAUUGCUCCAAUAUGAUCAGAUCCGUGGAUUCCGACGAAGACGGCAGCGUUAACUUCGCGGAGUUCAAGCAGAUGAUGACGAACAAGCAGUAGCCGUCGAUACGACAGAUUGUUUGUCACGCGCAUUCGGGUUUUGGUGGGUGCGGACCUCCGUUAUCACUUCCGCGUUAGAAUAUUAGAGUAAUUAAUGGAGUACAAUAAUAAUAAGAAUAAUAAUGCUCCGUAUUUACUUAGUAUUUUAAUACCCUACUCUGAUUUUUAAUCCCAUGGAAACCACCUAUUUAUAGAGCAAUUUUCGAGGAAUAUUUACCUUAUUUAUUGAAAUAAUAGUUCCGAGUAUAGAAAAAAUUAACGAAAUAUAAAGAGCUCGUUUGGUAGCACGAAAAUCGGCUGUUUUUGGCUGAUUCUGCUGAUAUUUAUGAAGUUAUAGUCGAAGUGGUUGCAUUGGCUGAUUCGG